AUGACUUCGAAACGCAGUUCACGACUCUUCGUGGACGAGCCCACGCAUACCAAAGAAGGCCAACAAACACCCAACGCCACACAAUUCCGUUCGAGACAGGGCUCUCGAAGCUCCACAAGAGAAGAGACGAUGCAGGAAGUAGAGGAAGCCCUCUUCAAUGGCCGCGAUGCCACAAAUAUCAGCCGAUCUGGGAGCCUUUCUGCCGUCAAUAUGGAAGCAUCCCUAUCAACCUCUUCAAGAACUAGUAAUUCGAGUGCCUCCUCAACAUCGGCAUAUCAAUCACAGUCAACCGACUACACAGCGCCUUUCAAUGGCCGACCUCACAAUUUUGGCGUUGUCAUUCCAGGCUUUUACCGAAGUAGCUUUCCUAGGUCUCACGAUUUCGAGUACCUCAAGGGUCUGGGCCUCAAGACCAUUGUCACGCUUGUCAAGAAGGAUGAACUUGAUCAAGAUCUCGAGACAUUCGUCCAGCGUGAAGGUAUUCGACAAGUCGUCUUCAACAUGAAAGGCACCAAGAAGGAAGCCAUUCCUCUGAGCACAAUGAAGGCUAUCCUCAGUAUCGUCCUCGACAAGUCAAAUUACCCUCUGUUGAUUCACUGCAAUCACGGAAAGCACCGAACUGGAUGCGUUGUCGGAGUUGUCCGAAAGAUCGCCGGCUGGGACGCCGAGAGCGUCGUGGCAGAGUACAAGAGCUACGCUGAGCCAAAGGCCCGUGAAUGCGAUGUCAACUAUCUUGAUGACUUCCAGGUCUCGAGUUUGGGAAUUUCGAAUCCCAUUCCCAGCAUGAUAAAAGACGUCUACAAAAAUCGCAGUCGGUUUCAACCUCGCACAUUUUUUCGAGCCGUCUUCCUCUCAGCCUUCGUCUUGCUGUUGUUCUUCAUGUCAGGAUCAAAACUCAGCACAGCGACAAGACCUGACCAUCUGCUUCUCUGA
Messenger RNA from Fusarium mangiferae, 933 nucleotides. RefSeq lists its product as uncharacterized. The record is from RefSeq and is a predicted model, not a curated record. Gene Ontology annotation, biological process: protein dephosphorylation. Gene Ontology annotation, molecular function: inositol diphosphate tetrakisphosphate diphosphatase activity; phosphatase activity. The transcript is spliced from 3 exons. The coding region runs from base 1 to 933 and encodes 310 amino acids. NCBI's taxonomy places the organism in Eukaryota, Fungi, Ascomycota, Sordariomycetes, Hypocreales, Nectriaceae. Gene Ontology annotation, cellular component: cytoplasm.